Didymodactylos carnosus is the source of this 537-nucleotide messenger RNA. Lineage: Eukaryota; Metazoa; Rotifera; Eurotatoria; Philodinida; Philodinidae. The record is from the annotation of a GenBank genome assembly.
AUGAUCACACGCAUGCAUAAACGUAUUAUAUCACUAUACAAUUUUCAGUCACCACCAUUUCAAUUAAAUUCUAAUUGUCCAUUAACGAUGUCAUUAUUAACCUUUGCUUCAAGAAUUGGUGGUAUAAUUGAUCAAACGUUCCUUUCAAAGUGCACUAUCGAUAAAAAAGUAGAAUCGUUUAUAAAAAAUCUGAAGCCAGUGCCGGCAUCAAAUGAUUAUCUUUCAUAUCAACCGGAACCGUUUUAUAACGCACAUGUUUAUAUUGAUCCAGACCUUGGACAUUCAGCAACGUAUGGGUUUGUUAGUCAUCCCGAUGAAUUUGUAACAUUUGGCUCACAAACUCUAGAACAGUUGGGUGCAACAAACUAUAGGGACUUAUCAGCGAGAAAACAAAAUUAUGAUCACAGAAAAUCAUCAUCAAUUCGACUACCACCACCAGUACAGAAACCAGAUUUGAUUAUCGAAUUACCUGCAGUCAAAAUUCCUAUUAAUAUGGAAGCCCAUUUUCAAGACGAAAAAUUUAAUUUUUCACUGUAA